Molecule: messenger RNA, 2793 nt
Organism: Microdochium trichocladiopsis
Lineage: Eukaryota; Fungi; Ascomycota; Sordariomycetes; Xylariales; Microdochiaceae
Exons: 2
Coding region: 213-2651 (812 amino acids)
Biological process (GO): endonucleolytic cleavage of tricistronic rRNA transcript (SSU-rRNA, 5.8S rRNA, LSU-rRNA); ribosome biogenesis; maturation of SSU-rRNA from tricistronic rRNA transcript (SSU-rRNA, 5.8S rRNA, LSU-rRNA)
Cellular component (GO): preribosome, small subunit precursor; nucleus
Molecular function (GO): GTPase activity; GTP binding; U3 snoRNA binding
Source: RefSeq, a predicted model, not a curated record
CCAAAAUCGAUAAGAAUUUCGCCCUGCCCCUCCAUGUUUGGGCUCUUCCUUCUACGCAACGACCCCAAAUUUUCGGCUUGUAUACCUGCCACGACCUUCUUAUGAGGUAAAGAUUGAUCGGCCCUUGCGAUCAGACUUACAGUUAUUUUCCUGCAAAAACCUGCAACCUGGCGUCACUUCCGUACCGCUUCAAAGCAGGUGGCGAAGGCAAGAUGCCUUCCGCAGUCAGCCACUCUCACCGGCCGACCACCAAGAUUUCGGCCAAGUCUUUCAAGUCUCGCAAAUCCACCAAGGGUGCUCUUCGCGAUCAAGCCAAAGGCAAAGUCCCUACCGAGCGAGGCCUACGGAAAACACCCCACCAGCAAGUCAUGUCGAAGUUCGAUCGCCGGAACCAAGCAAAGCAACGCCAGCUACUCAAGCACAAAGAGCACCUCAAGGAGGCCUCCGUCUUUGCCGGGCGUGAUGGAGCGCCCAGAAUCGUGGCGGUCGUACCGCUUUGCAACGACGCUGAUGUUCCUGCUGCCAUUCGCAGCCUCAACGCCAGUCUCGAUAUAGAAGCAGAGGUCACAAACACGAACCUCCGCGUAAAUGUCGACCGCUUCAAGCAGAAGCUCCAAUAUCUCCCAGUGGAAAAAGACUUGACUGCCUGUCUUGAUGCCACCAGAGUUGCCGAUUUCGUCGUCUUCAUGCUUUCUUCUUCUGAGGAAGUCGAUUCCUUGGGCGAGCUCAUUAUUCGGAGUGUCGAAAACCAGGGCAUCUCCACCUGUUUCACGGUCGUGCAGAAUCUCGACAAGAUCCAGCCGGCCAAGGCCAGGCCUGAUGUCGUCAAGUCCUUGGCUUCUUUCAUGACCCAUUUCCACCCUGGGCAGGACAAGAUUUACAGCCUCGACUCAAGGCAAGAGUGCUCGAACUUGAUGCGCUCAUUAUGCAGUACUACCCCUAAAGGCAUACAUUGGCGCGACCAGCGAUCGUGGAUGCUGGUCGACGAGGUCCAGUGGCCAGCCAAUGAGGGAGAAUCCACAAUUCUUACUGGUGUCGUUCGUGGCAAGGGUCUGAAAGCAGACAGGCUUGUGCACAUUGGCGACUGGGGAACGUUCCAGAUUGAGAAGAUCACGGCUGCUCCUUUGACGCCGUCCAAGAAGAACAAGAAGGAGGACGGCAUGGCUGUGGACGAGACUGAGGCCGAUAGCACUCUGGACUCGCCGACUGAGGAUCAGGACGAUCUUGCGGAGCUGGCACCUGAGGAGGUUUCCAUGGAGGACACAACAGAGCAAAUGGUUGACCCAUCAACCAAGAAGGGUGUUUUGCUGGAUGAUCAUCACUACUUCUCUGAGGACGAACCUGAAGCAUACACGAAGCCCAAGAAACUGCCUAAAGGAACGUCAAACUACCAGUCAGCAUGGUAUCUCGACGAUGCUGAGGAUUCGGAGUCUGAUAUGGGAGACGACGACAUGGAGGACGCUGCUGAGGAGCCAGCCGCCGCCCCAGAAGAUGGUAUGGAGGGUAUGGCUGGUGCGGAACCCACGGAAGCUGCAAUGUCCGAGUAUCCCCAGUCGGAAGCUUUCAUUGAGCCCAACGAGGAGGACGACGCCCAAGGCCUGGCUGCCUACCGAUCACGAAAGCGGGACGAGGCCGAGGAUGACAAGGAGUUCCCUGAUGAGAUCGAGUUGCACCCGAACGUUCUAGCCCGGGAGCGGUUAGCCAAGUACAGAGGUCUCAAGAGCCUUCGCACGAGUCCAUGGAACCAGGAGGAGGAUCGCCCACACCAGCCUGAGGACUGGACAAGACUUCUGCAAGUCUCCAAUUAUGUGUCGUCAAGGAAUCACGCCACCAAGGAGGCUCUCAUUGGAGGUAUCGCUCCAGGCACCCGCGUACACGUUCACGUCCGGGCUGUUCCCUCGAGCGUUCAACAGUCGUAUAUCGCCUCGCGGCCAGUCACUCUGUUCUCGCUGCUCAGGCAUGAGAACAAGAAGGCCGCGCUCAACUUUGACAUCACUCAUAAGGAGGACUACGAGAAGUCUAUCAAGGCCAAGGAGGAGUUAAUUGUGCAAUGCGGACCACGCCGGUUCGUCAUCAACCCGCUGUUCUCCCUCAGCGGCAACACAGAGAACGAUGUCCACAAGUACUGCCGGUUCUUGCACCCUGGCCAGUCUGCGAUUGCCUCUUUCAUGGGUCCUCUGACUUGGGGCGCUGUACCCGCUCUCUUCUACAAGAGAGUUGCUCCGGCGGAGGGCGAGGAGGGCUCUGACCUCCCCCUGCAGCUCGUUGCAACAGGCACUGCCCGCGCCCCUUCGACAAACCGCGUCAUCGCCAAGCGUGUGAUCCUCACUGGCCACCCUUACCACAUCCACAAAAAGGUCGUUACCAUCCGGUACAUGUUCUUCAACCGCGAGGAUGUGGAAUGGUACAAGGCAUUGCCUCUUUGGACCCGCCGCGGCAGAAGCGGCUACGUCAAGGAGGCUCUCGGUACGCACGGCUACUUCAAGGCCAACUUCGAUGGCAGAAUCAACCCGCAAGACAGUGUUGGCGUCAGCCUGUACAAGCGAGUCUGGCCAAGGGAUGCUCGGCCAUUCUCAGGACCGUUGUUGGAGCCAAGCGCCAUUUCCAAUGCAGGUGGAGCCCAGGACGAGGCUAUGGAUGAUAUCCAGUAGAUGGGACAGGCGGUCCGAGGGUGUUUGUUUUUCUUCUCCUUUGUCAAUAUCGGGCUGGGUAUACCACUUCAUUUGCUAUAUCCUGGGAAACUUUUACGUAUCAUGACCACAAAAUUAUAGACUGAGCGAACAUCUGUUCAAG